Messenger RNA from Durio zibethinus, 789 nucleotides. The record is from RefSeq and is a predicted model, not a curated record. NCBI's taxonomy places the organism in Eukaryota, Viridiplantae, Streptophyta, Magnoliopsida, Malvales, Malvaceae.
AUGAAUUCCACAGCAAAGCUUUUAAUCCUUCUCACAAGUUUUUUGUGCCUGUUUCUUCUCAUAACUCUAUUCAAAUUCCUUCACAAAUAUUGGUGGAUACCUUUACGCAUACAGUACGCACUGAGUUUACAGGGAAUCAAAGGACCUCCAUAUGAAUUCAUCCAUGGAAACAACAAAGCAUCUGUCCAAUUCAGAAAAGAAGCAUUAAACAAACCUAUGGCUGCCUUAACUCACGAUAUAUUUCCCAGGGUGCUGCCUCAGUUUUACUCCUGGACCAACAUAUAUGGGAAGAAUUAUCUUACCUGGGAAGGAACUCAAGCUCAACUGGUAAUUUCAGAACCAGAACUAGUCAAAAAGGUUCUGAAAAAUAUCGAAGGAUCUUUUCCGAAAAAGAAGGCCGAAGGCUUUAUCUAUAAGUUACUUGGGGACGGGCUUCUGACAACCGAAGGUGAAAAAUGGGCCAGGCAAAGGAAGUUGGCAAAUCAUGCUUUUCAUGGGGAGAGCUUAAAAAGCAUGAAUCCAGCAAUAAUUGCUGCCGUUGAGACAAUGCUAGAGAAGUGGAAAGGUCAAGAAGGGAAAGAGAUCGAAGUGUUUGAACAAUUCAGGUUACUGACUUCAGAAGUUAUAUCUAGAACAGCUUUUGGUAGCUGUUACUUGGAAGGGGAGAAGAUUUUUCAAAUGUUGACUAAAUUAUCAAUACUUGCUACCAGAAAUCUCUAUAAAUCUCGGAUUCCUGGCAUCAGAAAGGAAAUACCUAGAAGUCACUUGAGUGCAAAAUCUGAAAUAUGA